AUGCCACCGGAGGCUCUGCCGCCGGGGGAUGUCGGUUCUUCGCGUCCAGUUACUGAGAAGGACAGGGUUGAGAUGGAAGAGGGUGAGAUUUGUCAAGUGGGGGAGGGGUUGGCUGUACAGUCUGUGGUCUCUCCGCCGCAAACUGUAGAGGCGACUGUCGAGAAGGGUCUGUCAGUGGAGGUAGUCCCCGGUGUUGUCGAUCAGCACAAGGUUACAGUGAAUCCAGUGAAGUUGGGUGGCCAAUCCAAACAACGCACAUGGGUUUCGAUGGUAAAAGAAUCGGAUGUGAUGGAAAAAGUGGAGUUGGAUGUUGAGGAUAUUGAUGGUAUGCCUACUGUUAGGAUCCCUGAUGCAGUUUUUGACGAGGCUCAGCCGCUUUGGGAAGACUUUCUGAUUGGUAAAUUUUUAGCAAAGGCCCCGUUUGUGGGUGGGAUUCAUGCUUUGGUGAAUAAGAUUUGGACAUUGGGUGACAAAACAAUGAAAAUAGAUGUUUAUGCGGUGGAUAACACCACUGUGCGAUUCCGUAUCAAAGAUGAGCGCACUAGACAGCGAGUAUUAAGAAGAGGUAUGUGGAAUCUUUGUGGUGUUGCGGUGGUUCUCACAAAGUGGACACCUAUCAUUGAUACUACACAGGAGGGUCUUACAACGGUUCCUAUGUGGGUUGUGGUUAAGAAUGUUCCUCCCAGGUAUUUCUCUUGGAAGGUACUAAGUGCGAUCACUAGUCCUUUAGGAACACCUAAGCGUUUGCACCCGGAAACAGAAGCGUGUAAAUUGUUUGUGGAGGCAAAAGUGUUUGUUGAGGUGGAUUUGACAAAGAGUUUACCAAAGCAUAUGUCAUUUAAAUCAGGAAAAGGGGGGGACACAGUUGUGGAGUUUGUUUAUCCUUGGUUGCCACCAAGGUGUGUUGAUUGUUCAAAAUGGGGACAUCUUCGUGUUGACUGUUUAUCAAAAAAGAACCUCGUUACCCCGGCUUUGGUCCCACAAGGCCUGGUAGACGAUGCUUCACCUGCCAUAGCUGCUGAUUUGCAGUCUAACUCGGAGAAUGUUGCAGAGAUUGUGAGGGUGGGGGACAAUGUAGCUGAUGGGGCUGUUAACUCUGACCAGAGUACGGAUGCAGAAUGGUGUACACCUAUCAAAGGCAUUCGUAGUCCGGGGAAAAUCGCUACACCAAGUAACAAUGAGAUUUCUAACUUGUCAAAUUCUUUCUCAUGUCUUAGUGACAAGGGAGAGAAAGGCGAGGAUAUUUCUUCAGAGCCGUCUCUUACAGAAGCUGGUGCGGAAUGUAUGAAAGAGUCCACUGCUGAUGAACCCGACCAGGAGAAACAAGCACGGAAAGAUACAGAUACAAUAUUGGACCAGCAAGGAGUUUUGCUGCGUCCUUCACUUCCGCGUGCCUCUAAGGAGGGACACAAGUAUGUUUCAGUAACUGGACAGCAGAAACGCAAGUCACUCUGGAGUGAUUUACAACACCAUCAUCACUCGCCUCUGUUUCGAAACAAGGCUUGGCUUAUUUGUGGAGAUUUUAAUGAAACUUUAGAUGGUGAUGAUCACUCUCUAUCUGAUUCAUCGCCUUCUGUUACAUUGGGUAUGCGUGACUUUCAAAACCUUGCGCGGGACUGUGAACUGGUUGAUAUGAGCUAUCAAGGACCGCGUUUCACAUGGGGUAACAAACGCCACGACGGAGUGAUCUGCAAAAAGUUGGACCGUGUGUUAAGGAAAGUGCAGAAACCGUUUAAGUUUGUCAACACAGUUGCAACUCAUCCGGAUUACCAGACUACGCUAGCAGAUAUUUGGAAACGGUCCCCUCCCUUGUUCCAUUCCACCUCUGCAAUGCAUCGGUUUACAAAAUCACUUAAAGGGCUCAAGCCUCACAUUCGACGCCUAGGAAAACAAAUGGUAAGCAAUAUCACUGCAAGGACAAAAGCUGCUUAUGAAGCUUUAUGUGAGGCACAAAGGAGGACAAUGGUCACACCGUCAAGCCAGGCAGUCCAUGAGGAAGCUACAAAAUAUGAUCAAUGGAGGACAUUAGCAAACAUUGAGGAGCGUUUCCUGCAACAAAAGGCUAAGUUACACUGGCUUUGGAUUGGCGACCAGAAUAACAAAGCUUUUCAUGCGGCGGCGAAACUAAGGGAGGUGAGGAAUAAUAUCAAGGAAAUUCAAUGUGAAGAUGGGAGAUCUGUCCACACACAGGAACACAUUAAACUUGAAGCGGAACAAUACUUUACAAACUUCCUCAAUUUCACUCCUGCAGAUUAUGUUGAUUGGUCUACUCAGGAGCUGGCACAGAUUCUGAAUUACAAGUGUGAUGAGAAUGAUAAAAGCUUACUUACCCGAGAGGUUACUAGGGAGGAAAUCAAGAGGGUGUUGUUUGCAAUGCCAGUAAAUAAGUCUCCAGGACCUGAUGGUUUCAAUGUGGAAUUUUUUAAAGAGUCUUGGUCUAUUGUUGGUGAUGAUUGUGUUGUGGCAGUCCAAUCUUUUUUCCAGAAUGGAUUUUUACCAAAGGGGGUUAACUCCACUAUAUUGGCCUUAAUUCCAAAGAAGAAGGAUGCACAGACCAUGAAGGAUUACAGACCCAUUUCCUGCUGCAAUGUCCUCUACAAGAUCAUUUCUAAGAUUCUUGCUAACAGGCUAAAGCUCAUUUUACCAAAAUUUAUAUCUCCUAAUCAGUCAGCUUUCGUUAAGGAUAGAUUGUUGAUGGAAAAUCUACUCCUCGCAACAGAACUUGUCAAAGAUUAUCAUAAGGAUUCAGUGUCCCCUCGGUGUGCUAUGAAGAUCGAUAUAUCAAAGGCAUUCGACUCAGUGCAGUGGAGUUUUCUCAUUAAUACAUUGCGAGCUCUUGAUUUCCCGGAUACGUAUAUUCAUUGGAUACAAACUUGCAUCACCUCAGCCUCUUUCUCUGUUCAGGUGAAUGGGGAACUCGCAGGCUAUUUUGGUAGCAAAUGGGGUCUCCGGCAAGGAUGUUCUUUGAGUCCUUACCUGUUUGUGAUCUGCAUGAAUGUCCUCUCUCGCAAAUUGGAUAUAGCUGCUCAGAACAAACAGUUUGGUCUUCACCCCCAUUGUCGAUCAAUGAACCUGACACAUCUCUGUUUUGCGGACGAUUUGAUGGUGUUUGUGGAGGGAAGAAAGCAGUCGAUUGAAGGUGCUUUGGAUGUUUUCUCAGAUUUUGCAAAACAUUCGGGGCGAUUACAACUCUUCCAAUCCGUAACUUUCAGCCUUAUUAAUUUCUGGAUUGCUGCUUUUCGUCUCCAAAAAGCUUGUGUGAAAGAGAUUGAUAAACUAUGUUCCGCUUUCUUAUGGGCUGGCCCUUCCUUAAACCCCAAGAAAGCAAAAGUCCCAUGGUCUGAUGUUUGUUUACCAAAACACGAGGGUGGUUUGGGCUUACGGUCAAUUGAGGAGGCAAACAAAGUCUGUGUUCUCAAGUUGAUAUGGCGUAUUCUCUCUGCUAAAGAUUCACUAUGGGAAAAUUGGGUAAAAAGACAUCUCGUUCGAAGUGGCUCUUUGUGGGCUGAGCAAGAACCAUUAACCCCGGGAUCAUGGAUAUGGAGAAAGCUUUUAAAGUAUAGAACCAUCGCAACACAGAUGUAUAAAGUGGAUGUAUAUAACGGUGAAACCACCUCUUUUUGGUUCGAUAACUGGUCGGAUUUGGGGUGUCUUUACGAUAAGCUGGGAAACAGAGGCACGAUAUCACUUGGCAUACCACUCACAAGUACGGUAGCUGAGGUGAUGGAAAUGAACAGACAGAGAAGACAUCGACAGCCACUGUUAAGCCAAAUAGAGGAGGUGAUCAGAACACACAAACUUGAACGUGUUGCAGAGGUGCAGGAUGUCGCUCUCUGGAAAGGAAAAAACGACUCAUAUCACAAAAAAUUCAGCACUAAGGAUACAUGGUCUCUCAUCCGAGUUCCCCAUCCCCCUAUGGAGGUUUACAAAGUGAUCUGGUUCAAAUAUGCUACCCCAAGGUUUGCUUUCCUUACUUGGCUACUAGCUAAGGACAGACUUACAACAGGCGACAAACUUCAGAGAUAG
Molecule: messenger RNA, 4026 nt
Organism: Camelina sativa (false flax)
Lineage: Eukaryota; Viridiplantae; Streptophyta; Magnoliopsida; Brassicales; Brassicaceae
Source: RefSeq, a predicted model, not a curated record